GGGCCCGCAGGUGGGCAACGCGCUGGGGAGCCUGGAACCGCUGCGCUGGAUGCUGCGCUCGCCCUUCGACCGAAACGUGCCGGUCAACCUGGAGCUGCAGGAGCUGCUUUUCGACUACAGCUUUCAGCACCUGGGUGUCUCCUCGCAGGGCUGUGUUGAUCAUCCCAUGGUAUUGACCGAAGCUGUGUGCAACCCACUGUACUCAAGACAAAUGAUGUCUGAGCUUCUUUUUGAGUGCUAUGGGAUUCCAAAGGUUGCGUAUGGGAUAGACAGUCUCUUCAGCUUCUACCACAACAAGCCAAAGAACUCAAUUUCUAAUGGGCUUAUCAUUUCAUCUGGAUACCAGUGCACACACAUUUUACCCAUCUUAGGUGGGAGGUUAGAUGCUAAAAAUUGCAAGCGCAUCAAUCUUGGAGGAAGCCAAGCAGCUGGCUACCUCCAGCGUCUCCUCCAACUGAAGUACCCCGGACACCUGGCCGCCAUCACGCUCAGCCGCAUGGAGGAGAUCCUGCACGAGCACAGCUACAUUGCCGAGGAUUAUGUGGAAGAAUUGCAGAAAUGGCAGUGCCCUGAUUAUUAUGAGAACAACGUCCAUAAGAUGCAGCUCCCAUUUUCCAGCAAACUCCUCGGCAGCACCCUGACCUCUGAGGAGAAACAGGAAAGGCGGCAGCAGCAGCUGCGGCGGCUGCAGGAGCUCAAUGCACGGCGGCGGGAGGAGAAGCUGCAGCUGGACCAGGAGCGGCUGGACAGACUGCUUUAUGUACAGGAACUUCUAGAGGAUGGCCAGAUGGAUCAGUUUCACAAAGCUCUGAUCGAGCUGAACAUGGACUCUCCAGAAGAGCUGCAGUCCUACAUACAGAAACUCAGUUUGGCAGUGGAGCAAGCUAAGCAGAAAAUCCUUCAAGCAGAAGUCAACCUUGAGGUGGAUGUGGUCGACAGCAAGCCAGAGACUCCUGACCUGGAGCAGCUAGAGCCAUCUUUGGAGGACGUGGAAAACAUUAAUGAUUUCGAACCCUUGUUUUCAGAGGAAACACCUGAAGUGGAGAAACCGGUCGCCACCGUCCAGCCCGUGUUUAACUUGGCAGCGUAUCAUCAGCUGUUCGUUGGGACAGAAAGAAUCCGAGCUCCAGAAAUUAUCUUCCAGCCGUCUCUCAUUGGAGAAGAGCAGGCUGGGGUAGCCGAGACCCUCCAGUACAUUCUGGACAGGUACCCGAAGGACGUUCAGGAGACACUGGUUCAGAACGUCUUCCUCACUGGCGGGAACAUGAUGUACCCUGGCAUGAAAGCCAGAGUUGAAAAGGAACUGCUAGAGAUGAGACCCUUUCAGUCUUCCUUCCAGGUUCAGCUGGCCUCAAACCCUGUGCUGGAUGCCUGGUAUGGUGCUCGUGCCUGGGCCUUGGACCACCUGGAUGACGACGAAGCCUGGGUCACCAGGAAAGACUAUGAAGAGAAGGGAGGAGAGUACCUCAAGGAGCACUGUGCCUCCAAUGUCUACGUCCCCAUCCGCCUUCCCAAACAGGCCUCACGCUCAGAAGCCCAGGCUCCCAGUAAAGGCUCAGGGACCAGUGGAAGUGGUGCUGGGGAGCAGGCAUAGCCAAGGGCCUGCACCUGGAGCCAGGCUGCAUCGGAAGCAUGAUAGGACAGUGACUGUGUCGGAUGUAUUCAGCCGAGUCUACUGGGCAAAGUCAUUUCUCCUAAGGAGAACAGAGUUUGGGACCUGGAGUUUACCUUUCAGAAUCACGUCCAUUUGGGGCUUCUGCAGUGAAGUAAUGAAGCAGCCGUCGUACGUCUUUGGGGAGCCACGGUCAAGCUGUGGCAUGGGCUCUCUGCGGCG
Tupaia belangeri chinensis (Chinese tree shrew) is the source of this 1834-nucleotide messenger RNA. It is a transcript of the gene ACTR5, whose product is annotated as actin related protein 5. NCBI's taxonomy places the organism in Eukaryota, Metazoa, Chordata, Mammalia, Scandentia, Tupaiidae. The record is from RefSeq and is a predicted model, not a curated record.